CGGGAGUCUGGUGAACUGCAAAAGGCGGAGCCUGCAGGGAGUGGAAAAAUUAAAUAAAAUGGGGCGGGGCCUUAGGCAGAGGACAGACCCAGUGGGCAAGGCCUCAAGGGGCGUGGUCUUUGUGCGGGCAGGAUCUUGGGCGCCGAGUAGAUCCGGUUCUGAGUGGGCGGGGCCAUUACGGGGCGGAGCGAGGAGCGGCAAUGCUAGCACGCGUCCUUCUGCCCGGUGGCAUGGGGCAUCGUACUUUAGCAUCCACACCGGCCCUGUGGGCAUCUAUUCCGUGUCCACGCUCUGAGCUGCGCCUGGACCUGGUUCUGGCUUCUGGACAGUCCUUCCGGUGGAGGGAGCAAAGCCCUGCACAUUGGAGUGGUGUACUGGCGGACCAAGUAUGGACACUGACUCAGACUGAGGAACAGCUCUACUGCACUGUGUACAGAGGGGACAAAGGAUGGGUUGGCAGGCCCACACUUGCUGAGCUGGAGGCCGUGCGAAAGUACUUCCAGCUAGAUGUCAACCUGGCUCAGCUGUAUCACCAUUGGGGUUCCAUGGACUCUCACUUCCAAGAGGUGGCUCAGAAAUUCCAAGGUGUGCGACUGCUGCGACAAGACCCCAUCGAAUGCCUUUUUUCCUUCAUCUGCUCCUCCAACAACAACAUCCCCCGCAUUACCGGCAUGGUGGAUCGGCUGUGCCAGGCCUUUGGGCCUCAGCUCAUCCAGCUCGAUGAUGUCACCUACCAUGGCUUCCCCAGCCUGCAGGCCCUGGCUGGGCCAGAGGUAGAGGCUCACCUCAGGAAGCUGGGCCUGGGGUACCGUGCCCGCUACGUGAGUGCCAGUGCCCAAGCCAUUCUAGAACAGGGUGGGAUGGCCUGGCUGCAGCAGCUGCGAGAGACCCCCUAUGAGGAAGCCCACAAGGCCCUCUGUGCCCUGCCUGGGGUGGGCACCAAGGUGGCUGACUGCAUCUGCCUGAUGGCCCUGGACAAGCCCCAGGCUGUGCCCGUGGACAUCCAUGUGUGGCAGAUCGCCCAACGUGACUACAGCUGGCACCCCUCCACAUCCCAGGCCAAGGGCCCGAACCCCCAGGCCAACAAGGAACUGGGCAACUUUUUCCGAAGUCUAUGGGGACCUUAUGCUGGCUGGGCCCAAGCGGGCCUUCUUGGCGAUGCAUUUGAUGGCCACCAGCUUCUGAGUCCUCUUAUCUUCUGCCAGGAUUACCUCUGAGAAGGCCCCCCUGCGAGGAGAGGGGAUUUGCAAGGUGAGGAACUGGAACUCCAGUUUCCCUCCAGCCUUUCCUCCAUCCCCUGUGGGUUAUGUGACCACCUCUGGACCAAAGUGGUGGAUUGAGCCCCUCCCAUCACUCAUUCCCUGCUUAGCUCCACAGAUGGUCACAUGACCCAGGCCCAGCCAGUGAGAAUAGUCCAUCCCCAGCCCACAGUAAUUGGUCAUGUGACACAAGCCAGGUUACUGGCACUUUGA
Messenger RNA from Galeopterus variegatus (Sunda flying lemur), 1472 nucleotides. It is a transcript of the gene OGG1, whose product is annotated as 8-oxoguanine DNA glycosylase. The transcript has 7 exons. The record is from RefSeq and is a predicted model, not a curated record. Lineage: Eukaryota; Metazoa; Chordata; Mammalia; Dermoptera; Cynocephalidae. Gene Ontology annotation, molecular function: damaged DNA binding; 8-oxo-7,8-dihydroguanine DNA N-glycosylase activity. Gene Ontology annotation, biological process: nucleotide-excision repair; base-excision repair, AP site formation; base-excision repair. Gene Ontology annotation, cellular component: nucleus.